GAGAUAUGAUCCUGUAAAAUCUAAUGAAAUCCUUGCCAAAUUAGCUGAUUGUGCCAAAAUAGUUGAUACUCUCAAAGACCUUGCGUAUAAGAAGCUAUGUAAUAUUCCUAAUGAUGCCAAAAAGAGAAGGUUGUUUGAAUCUUUAGCAGCGAAAAGAAUUAGAGGCUUUAAGACCUUCUUGACUAAUGGAUGGAUCUAUAAGAAGAAGAAGAAGAAACAAAAGAACAAAUCCUGCAAGGGGAAGGAUAAUGAAGGUGGAAAUGACAAAGUUGUUGAGGAAGAAAAACUCUCGUGGCAAAUAUGGCCAAGUGUUAAGAAGGAUGAGUGGAAUGCCUUCGUUCUUCAAAGAAGUAAAAAAAAAGUCGUUGAACUUCUAGAACAAAAUAUGGAAAAUGCAUUAAAGAAGGAGUACAUCCAUCGUGUGGGGGCCAAGACAUUUGGUGAAUGGAGGGUAACUUGGAUCAAGGAGAAAAUAUACCCCAUUUUUCUUAAAGGGUUAUCCAACAAACCCUCUAACUCCUCGAUCACUACGUUAGUGAGUUCUGCUAGCGAUUUCAUUUGUUCUCUCCAUUCGUUUGAUAAGGAAUCCGAAAAAUGGUUCAUCAAGAAACCGAAAACCAAAGAAAUGGCUGAUAAACUUCUUGAGUACACUAUAGAAGUUGUUCAAGGCAAGCUGGUCCCAAAUGUAGAGAAAGAUCCUUUCACCUUGGCUUUGGGAAAGGCCUACCAUCCAGGACGGGUAGUAGGUUCGGGGGGGACAUUGCUAGGAUGGGAAAAGGUGAUGGGUUCAGAAUACACAAAAUCGGGAAUAUCUCGAUCAAGUGUUAACUCACCAGAUGAUUUAGAUGCCAAGGUAGCAUCGAUUAAGGAUUAAGUCCGCAAUGAGUUAGUAGUUGAAUUCAAUGCUUGGGAGAAGCAAAUGAACAUACCCUUGCCAUUCCACUCGACUACACCGGUCGACUCAAGUAGUCAGCCACAAGGACAUGGAGAAGAUGAGAGACAUGGAGAAUAUGAGAUACAUAAGGUCGGUACUCCUACAAAUGCAGACUCGAGGGCGCUUGAGCAUCAAACACUCCAUGAAUUUCCGGAUUUAAAAGUGAUUAACAUAGUUGAUUUUGUUACUUGAUCAAUUGUGUAAGAAAAGAUACCUUUUAAUUAGUUUUUUUUUUAAGAGUGAAUUUCAAUAUUGGUGUAGGAAGUGUUGGGGUUUGGUGAGUCCGACUCACCGCGGAAACAAACCCAAAAACAAGACCGCACUCGUAAUAAA
Chenopodium quinoa (quinoa) is the source of this 1267-nucleotide messenger RNA. RefSeq lists its product as uncharacterized. Lineage: Eukaryota; Viridiplantae; Streptophyta; Magnoliopsida; Caryophyllales; Amaranthaceae. The coding region runs from base 386 to 874 and encodes 162 amino acids. The record is from RefSeq and is a predicted model, not a curated record. The transcript has 5 exons.